This is a messenger RNA of Trifolium pratense (red clover), 615 nucleotides long. RefSeq lists its product as uncharacterized. The record is from RefSeq and is a predicted model, not a curated record. The transcript is spliced from 3 exons. Gene Ontology annotation, molecular function: RNA-DNA hybrid ribonuclease activity; nucleic acid binding. The coding region runs from base 1 to 615 and encodes 204 amino acids. NCBI's taxonomy places the organism in Eukaryota, Viridiplantae, Streptophyta, Magnoliopsida, Fabales, Fabaceae.
AUGGUUUCAUGGUCCUGCUCGGAUGAGGGGACUGUUUGUCUUAAUGUUGAUGGAAGCAUGUUGGGAUCAACUCAAGCUGCAGGUUUCGGAGGUCUCAAAAGAAAUCAUUUUGGAGCUUUUUUGAAAGGCUUUUAUGGUACUGCGUCACAGUCAAGUGUUCUCUAUGCCGAGAUCAUGGCCGUUCUUCAUGGCCUUGAAUUAUGUUGGGUGAAUGGCUUCAGGAAUAUAGCUUGCUACUUUGACUCCUUGCAAGUCGUUGCUUUGAUUAGAGAUGGUGUCUCGCUGUUUCAUAAAUUUGCAAAUGAGAUCCAAAGCAUUCAUCAUCUAUUGAGUAGAGAUUGGAACGUUGUUGUUGAUCACACCCUUCGGGAAGGGAAUGUCUGUGCAGAUGUUUUGGCCAAGAUGGGAGCGUCUGCGAACUCGUCUUUGGUGGUUUUAGAUGAACCUCCCUCUCAGUUGUCGAGCGCGCUUUGCGCUGAUGCCUGUGAAGAGCUUCUUGAAAAAUCUGCAGCUGAUCUACAACCAAAGGUGCCUGUUCUUCAACCAAAGCUCUUGCUAAGCUGUCCUUCAGAAGAUACACCAAAUCCAAAUCCCGUUGUCCAAUCACAGUCUUGA